Messenger RNA from Phanerochaete carnosa HHB-10118-sp, 1675 nucleotides. RefSeq lists its product as uncharacterized. Bases 106 to 1221 code for a protein of 371 amino acids. Lineage: Eukaryota; Fungi; Basidiomycota; Agaricomycetes; Polyporales; Phanerochaetaceae. The record is from RefSeq and is a predicted model, not a curated record. The transcript has 4 exons.
GGUAUAUAAGCCCCCUUGGCAGGAACACCUUCGCUCUUUUGUCUCCUUUAGACGUUCCCAGCCACCCUAGACUUCGCAACACAGCCUCGCCAACGACACAGGAAUAUGGAGACAUCAUACAUCAACACUCUUCCACAGGAGGUCACAGACUCUGUCAUUGACCAUCUGUCUGAUGACCGCGACUCGCUCAAAGUCUGCGCGCUGGUCCAGCGAUCCUGGCUUCCGCGUGCCCGACACCACCUUCAUCGCAAUGUCGCCCUCGACUGCAGCCAGAAGAAGGCCCCCUCUGCGAACUACUACUCCACUGGCGCUGCCAAGUGCGUUCGCUCACUCAAAGUCAUCACGCUCCCGUCGCCGCCCGCACAAGGUGUACGCACCGACGCCAAGGCCCGUGCAGUCUGGAAGGUCAUCCCGCGCUUCACGGAGCUACACGACCUCACCCUGGUGUUCAGCAACUGGACAGGCCCUGCCAGGUCCUGGGAAUGGCUGCGUCCUGCGGCACAGCACGUUCGCCGGCUCAACCUCGUCUUCGCGACCUUCAUGCACUCUGCAGACUUCUUCGAAUUCGUCGCGAUGUUCCCCGAGCUGGAGCGCUUGUCAUUGACGAACAUCUCCUUCGGCACCGCCACACUCACGGCGAUCCCCGUCGCACCCCCGCAUACCUGGUACAUCGUGCCUCCUGAGGUCACGCUGGCGUUUGCGCUCUGGCUGUGUCGCCUGCCGCGCCCCGCGAUCCCCCAAUUCAACGUGCAGUGGGAGGUUCACCAGCCUGGAUGCCUGGUCCCGGUCGUCGACGGUCUAGGACCGAGGCUCGCCCAGCUCGCACUUCCACUCUGGUCCACGCGCGGUGUUCCCAGUGACGUCAUUAAGACCGCUCUACACUCCAUUUCAUUCAUCACGGCCGCGCCCGAGAUCGCGAAGGACGGCGUCGAGGAGGCGCUCGCCUUCCUCACACGCAUCCGGGUUAGCGAGCUCCGCAGCGUCGUGUUCGACGUCCGCGCGACGGCGCCGCUCGAGGCUGUCUCUGAGCAGGCCCUCGAGGCGCUCGACGAGGCGCUCUUUGGGUUGCCGCACUCGCGCUUCAGCAGUCUCGAGAAGGUUGUGUUCCGCGUCUCGCACAGCGCAGCCCGCAGUGGCCUGCUCGAGCGACUCAAGAAGGGCCUGUCACGCGCAGAGAAGCGCGGAGCGGUUGCGCUCGAGGUCGUGCACGACUCGGUAUGAGUGUCACGAUGCGGACGCGACUUCCUGUGCAUUGUUGGACAAAAACACGUUCCAGCAUUCGGGACUUUCCCUGGACCGGAUCCUUACACUUGUUCCGUUUCAUUCCCUCGUUGCAUUCACUACUGCUUCGCUGUACUUAGUGUAACCAUCGCUUUUGCGCUACUCACAUCUGCCUACUGGACUGUAUUCUCACGCGCGCUAUUAUUGGGUGUCGUCUCGGUCACGACUCGUCUCCGCAUAGAUAUACUUCACUAUAAACUACUUCGCUACUCCCACGAAAUUCUAGAUGAGCUUACUGUUGUCGCAUAUAUUCCCUAUUCUCGUACCAGUUUGCGUGUAAUUACUGAUAGAUCCUGGUCACACUCUUAUUCGUCGUUGGUACAUUGUCUACUAGUACCGGUACAGCAUGUAUAAUGUGCCAUUGGCUAUUCGUCAUGCAUCAUUCAUCGUCUGC